AGUGCAUUGUGGGAAGCGUCUCUAUGUUUAUUUACAUCCCCGCCUCCAGCGCUAAAGCGAGUACACUUGGAAUGGAAAGGACUGGAUUCUGAAGAUGACACGGCUCCGAAAAGCUUCCAAGAAGUGCGAAGGAAGCUUUGUGUAACUUUUGGCGGGAAUCAAGGCUAGCAAAACCUCAGCAGUUCACUACUGCCAAGACGGCCCGGGCCGCCCCGCCCGCCCCGCCUUGAGCUAGAGUAGACGUCUCUAUGGUCGAGUAAACGUAGAGAGGCGUCUCUCGGCCCUGGGGGUUGGAACUGCGCAUGAGUAAGUAGCUGCAGCGUUGGAAAAAUGGCGGAGGAAGAACCAAGAAGAAAGAUCCCUUUGGUUCCAGAGAAUCUCUUGAAAAAGAGGAAGGCUUAUCAGGCCCUCAAAGCCACCCAGGCAAAACAGGCGCUUUUGCAAAGGAAGGAGCAGAGGAAAGGAAAACAAAUCAAGUUUAAGCGACUAGAAUGGUUUGUACAUGAUUCCUGGCGGCAACUACGGGACAGAGUGCGACUCAGACGGCUAAAAGUGAAACCGCAUGGCUUGGAAGUGCCAGACAAACAUUCCUUGGCCUUUGUUGUACGCAUUGAAAGGAUUAAUGGGGUGAGUUCACUGGUGCAAAGGACCAUUGCCAGACUUCGCCUGAAUAAGAUUUUCAGUGGUGUCUUUGUGAAAGUGACCCCUGAAACCAUAAAGACGCUUCGUAUCGUGGAACCUUAUGUGACCUGGGGAUUUCCAAAUCUGAAGUCUGUUCGGGAACUCAUCUUGAAACGUGGACAAGCGAAGGUCAAGAACAAGGUCAUCCCUCUGACAGACAACACAGUUAUUGAGGAGCACCUGGGAAAGUUUGAUGUCAUUUGCUUGGAAGACCUCAUUCAUGAAAUUGCCUUCCCGGGGAAGAAUUUCCUGGCGAUCUCAAGGUUCCUAUGCCCUUUCCAACUCUCAGUGGCCCGUCAUGCUACCAAGAAUAGAGUGGGCUUCCUCAAGGAAGUGGGCUCACCAGGCUAUCGUGGUGAACGCAUCAAUCAGCUCAUCCGGCAGCUGAACUAAACCCAGCGUACCUGAAAAUAGUGCACUGGAAGCGUGUGGUGGUGUUUUAUGGACUUGUCACUCAGUAUCUUCAGGGAAGAUUGUUUUCUGCUAGAAUAUAUCUUCAGAAACUGGAGGAGAGAGCCAGGGGAAACACAGUGAUGUUCCCAGCCUGCACUGCAUCCCACCUCAGUUCCAAGGAAGAGUUCCUGUGGUGACCACCGUCCACCUCUGAAACCAGCAAAGGCUCAUGCCACGGAGGAGGAAGUCCUUUUCUAUCACGUCUCUCCUGGGCUGUACUGUUGGUGACUGAACACUUACCUAUGAGUACAAGACAGCAGUGGACCAAGCCCGGGAGCCUGUUGAACCUGGGGUUUCCUGGGGCCUUGUUUUUGGAAGAACUUGAAGUUACAGUUGAGUUAAGUUAGAACUUAAAAUUAAAAUUGAAAGCACACAAAAACGGUACUUGGUUGUCUCUCCCGUGAGUUCAUGUUCUAACUUCAGCGACAGCUUGGCAAGCUCUCAGGCUGGCUCUAGGUAUAUCCAGUGUCUUAUCAUUGCAGCUGGCUUAGUGCUUUUCUCUAGCUCAGGAUUUUAACCUACUCCUGGAUCUGUGAGAAGGUCCUUUUCCCAGAAAAACAUACACUCCAGUUUUUUCUUGGAAGUUUAGGGUAUUUGUAGAUCCUUCUCAGGGACCCAGGGACCUUAUGUGAAGAAGUCCUGUGCUAUCAGUAUUGGUCACACAGGCUCUGAUCUUGCAGCCUCCUCUGGUUCUGUGCCCUGUUGGAAGACCAAAGCUUACCAGAGGUUUUUUUUUCUCCCUUUCAAGCCAAGUGGAUGUUUCCUACAAUAUGGUAGAAUGCUGAGCCCCUGUGCCAUUAAUCAGUCGAUCUAAAAAGAAGUGGAAAACUAUCCAAGCCAAAUUUAAGAAUCAUAACUCAGAAAGAGCAUCUCAGAAAGCUCUAAGAACUAUUCUGAUUAGAAGUGAAGACACAGUUACAUAAAUUUUUUUGAGAGGAAGGCUGUACAUCAAAUAACAUUGACAGCUGAUACAGUCCAGACCUGAGUGCCAUGGGACCCCUUAUCAAAUGAAAUGUUACCUCUAAGGGCUUGUCUUAGGAGAAUAUUGCUCUUUAUGGUUGAGGGGAAAUUUCUGCCAAAGAGGAAAGUUUGGUCAAUGCAUAAUGUAGCUAGAUACACAAUGCACAGUGGCAGGAGAGAGAAGGCCAGAGACGAUUUCUUGUUUUGGAGAUUUCCUUAGUCUAGUGGCUAAAACUCUGCUUUCAAUGCAGGGGCCAGGGUUCAGUCCCUAGUCAGGGAACUAGAUCCCAAAUGUCUUAAGUUCGCUUGCAUGCUGCAAAGAUGGAAGAUCCCAUGUAGAAGACCUGGCUUAGCCAAAUAAGACACUUAAAAGUCUUGCC
Molecule: messenger RNA, 2474 nt
Organism: Capra hircus (goat)
Lineage: Eukaryota; Metazoa; Chordata; Mammalia; Artiodactyla; Bovidae
Gene: RPL7L1
Product: ribosomal protein L7 like 1
Exons: 7
Coding region: 331-1074 (247 amino acids)
Biological process (GO): maturation of LSU-rRNA from tricistronic rRNA transcript (SSU-rRNA, 5.8S rRNA, LSU-rRNA)
Cellular component (GO): cytosolic large ribosomal subunit
Molecular function (GO): RNA binding; structural constituent of ribosome
Source: RefSeq, a predicted model, not a curated record